Molecule: messenger RNA, 1796 nt
Organism: Amorphotheca resinae ATCC 22711
Lineage: Eukaryota; Fungi; Ascomycota; Leotiomycetes; Helotiales; Amorphothecaceae
Exons: 3
Coding region: 147-1796 (549 amino acids)
Biological process (GO): resolution of meiotic recombination intermediates; replication fork processing
Cellular component (GO): FANCM-MHF complex; Fanconi anaemia nuclear complex
Molecular function (GO): protein heterodimerization activity; chromatin binding
Source: RefSeq, a predicted model, not a curated record
GGACGAACCUAGGUAAUCAUUCAACUCCACGUAUUACGGAUAUAUGAAUAUGCUCCUCUGAUUCCGAACCACGGCCUCUGGGAACAUCUCUCUCAACCAUUCAUACUUUAAUUGUGGAAAGACAAUCAACUCUUCCCCAUCCAGCCAUGUCGACGCAUGGGGAUUCGCACGGGCUAGACCCCGCUUCCAAUGCAAACACAGAUAGCACUUUGUCUCAGCAACCUCGAAUAACCCCUCGGAAUUCAGACGCAGAUGGAGCCAUUACAUCUGAAGCUGCAAAAGACACACCUUAUGGCACUCUGCGCCAGCUCGCAAACCUGCCAAAGCCGGCAACACCUUUGCGCCGAGCUGCCAGCGCUGGCCCUCCUUCUCAUCGAUCCAUACGACGAACACCUGUGACCCAGGCCAGGACACCUGGUGCAACACAAAGGCUUGGUGGCUCGGGAAGGAGAGCGAAUGUUCUCACACCUCAUGGAAGGGCCGCAAUGCGAGAAUUGGAGGCACGCAGAGCUGUACUCACUCCUGGCAAGGACAGGAGACGAAGCGGACGGCAGCAGAGGGAGACACCCCGGGAUGAUUUGAGGGCACUUAGUAGGCUUCUAGCUCCAAAAUCUCAGCCAGUCGUGCCAACACCACCGGGUCACAAUGCAUCCACCGGAAAGUUUGCCAUUCCUGGGAACGAUGACUUUGAUGAUGGGCCCGACCUAGAAAGGCCGCGCCUGUCAUUACCAAUUGGAGACGAUGACGAGGAUGAUGAUAGCUUGCUGUUGCCGCCUCGUUCAGCAGGUCUGGAAGACGAGAACAUUACAGUGCGAUCCAUUGAGCUUCCUCGAAGGGCUAUUAGCGAGCAACCCCCUGGACGACUGUCUAGGGGAAGUUUUGGAAGUAUCAGGAUGAGCGACCAAUUUGCGGAUCUGAACGAGAUAGGUUUAGAUGGCAUAGGGGGUGUAUUUGAUUCCAGUUUUGCUAUGGGAGGCCAAUUGAGUGAUGAUGAUGUCCCAGAUAUGUAUGAUGACUUCCCAAGGGAAAAUACAGCGACUUUAAGAGACAUUGGCCUUGGGCGAGGUCGCGUUUCCCUGGCAUCUGGUCGGGAUAGCGAUAUUCGCCCAGCCGAAUUUCCAGGGGACGAUACUGAGAAUACUUUUGUAUUUACAGUUCCGCCUCGAGAUGCAACAGAUCCACAGCAAUCUGAUGACGCUGCGGAGACUCCUAGUGGAGAGAUCGGAAAUAAUUAUUCGGACCAGGAGGUCGAGGUGGAAGGCGAGGACCCAGAAGCGUCCGACAAUCCUAUGGAAGGGGAAGCCGACACCAGUAUCCAGGAAACCACGCUUCUGGAUAUUGAUACUUCUGUGGCCGAUACGCACAAGGUUACCAGGAAGAAAAGGAUCAAGAUCUCAAAGCAUGGUAUUCAAUAUCCUUCUCUUCCACCAGGCGUGGUCAAAAAGCUCGCCACUACGUAUGCUCGAACAAGUGGCAAUAGCAAAGCCAAAAUAAGCAAAGACACUUUAGAUGCCAUAAUACAAGCAUCUGACUGGUUUUUUGAACAAAUCAGUGAUGACUUGGGCGCAUACGCUGAGCAUGCCGGCCGGAAGACCAUUGAGGAGAGUGAUGUUCUUACACUCAUGAAACGACAACGCCAGACAAACACUACGACGACGCCUUUUUCAUUAGCUCAGAAGUAUCUUCCUCGAGAGCUUCUACAAGAAUUGCGAAUGGUUCCUCCUUCAAAAACCAAAAGGGGACGUCAGCUCGAGAGCGUCGACGAGGUGGACGAGGACGUGGACGUAGACGAAUGA